Messenger RNA from Uranotaenia lowii, 741 nucleotides. RefSeq lists its product as uncharacterized. Lineage: Eukaryota; Metazoa; Arthropoda; Insecta; Diptera; Culicidae. Gene Ontology annotation, biological process: DNA integration. Bases 1 to 741 code for a protein of 246 amino acids. Gene Ontology annotation, molecular function: nucleic acid binding. The record is from RefSeq and is a predicted model, not a curated record. The transcript has a single exon.
AUGUACUGCAAGUACCACGGAAUCACGUUGAAUCAUUCGACACCGUACUGGCCGCAAGAGAACGGCCUGGUGGAGCGACAGAACAGAUCUCUCAUAAAACGCCUUCAGAUCAGUGCUGCCUUCGGAAGAGACUGGAAACAGGACCUGCAGGACUAUCUUAUCAUGUACUAUACGACGCCUCAUUCCAUAACCGGGAAAACGCCCACCGAACUAAUGUAUGGCCACACAAUUCGAUCUAAGCUCCCAGCAAUUGGAGAUGUUGAGACGGUUCCGCCACAAACAGAGUUCAGAGAUCGGGACCAACAAUUGAAAGAAAAGGGGAAGGAAAUGGAAGACACUCGUCGUCGUGCAAGGAAGUCUUCAAUAGAGUCAGGGGAUACGGUUCUUAUGCAGAACUUAAAACCUGGAAACAAGCUGCUCACCACCUUCAGCCCAAAACAAUACCUUGUUCUGUCACGGUCUGGCUCACGGGCAACAGUCGAAGACCUCCAGAAUGGCAAAUCAUAUGAUAGGAACGUUGCGCAUCUUAAAAAGAUUGUUCAGCCAGAGAUUGUAUCAGACGGGGUACCUUUCAAUAACAGUGACGAUCAAGAUGAGUUGCAGGCGUCAUCUGAAGAGGAUUUCCAUGGCUUUGAUUCAGAGGUAACGAAUUCCGAGACUAAUUCAUCUGAACCCAUCAUACCUGCUCGCCAGCGCAGAUCAGCCAAGAAACCUAGUCGGUUCAAUGACUACUACAUGUAG